GGAAUUUCCUUUCAGUCAGAAUCAGAAUCAGUAUAAUUCAGUCAGUCAGGGCUAAGUGAGUGAUUGCUUCGCACGACUUCGACGGACGACGAGGACGUUUUUAUAGUAGCUCUGCGGUUUUUGGGUUUAUUUUUUGAACUUUUGUAUGUUUCAAACUGAAUUCGAGAAAAACCGAAACGAAACGUGAAAAUAAAUAUUAUUAAAAUUGAAACAGCAUUUAAUUUAUACUAUUCGAAUACCGUAUUUCUUUUAUUUCGGUCUCAACUAAAACAGAAACAACAAGUUGAAAAAACCCAAAUGUUUUGAGAAUAUUUGAAACUUUCCGUGAAACAACAAGUGAAAAUAAUAUACUUACCUAAAUAAAACAUAGUGAAAAAUUGUACAAACAAAAAUCAGAAAAAAUACGAAAUGUGAACGAAUGACCCUUUGUUUUGGUGGAAAUUUUAAUAAACAAAAAAUAUUUAAAUAUUUUUGAAUUCAAAAAACACUCAGCAAAUCGAAGCAUCAGCACCCUCAUCGUUUAGAAAAAUGAUUCGAGAUGUAUCAACGUCCACAAUCGGACGCGAGGAGCGAAAGCCUCUCAUGGAUGCGUACAUGUUCCAGAGGCGAGUCCUCCUGGCUUGCAGCUUCAUGAUGAUUGUGUCACUCAUCAUUUGGAUAGCUGCCAUCACAACAGACCAUUGGAUUAUAAUUUCUGGAGAUCGAGGAAUCUACAUACCCGAGACGCGUCGAUUUUUCAUGUAUUCAAACUCGGGUCUAUGGCGCCACUGUCGCAUAACUCAAGUGCCAAAUGUCCUAAAGAACGCAACCGUAGCUCGGAAUUUCACCUCGAUUGCCUUUCAAUCACCAGGUAAUGUCAACGAUGCCAAGGUUAACAUAACCGAUGCGGAGUUUGUGAAAACGUUCUUGCACAAGGAACUAACGCUGCCACUCCAAAAUUUCUCUGAAGAAGCUAGACAGCGGAUGUUUGCCCAUUGGGUUCGCAACGAUCAGGAAAUGUUUCAGGAAUUCAAGAAGGCUUUUUGGAAAUUGGAACUAGCCAAUGAGAAGCUGGCUCUGAUUCCUAUAGAAGCCAAGCCAAUAUUGGUCAAUCCGUUGGAUGUGCCGGGCUUGGAGGCACGGAAAGUCUUUGGAGAUUCCUUGGUGCAUGUCGUAAUGGAACAGUUGCACUAUUUCUUCGUAAUUCCCAUUCCUGCGCAGAGAGCUAUAUUCACCGGGUGGCAUGAGCAGCGGCUGGUUCCUAAACUCUUUUGGCCAUUUAUUAGGGACCUGGAUAUCCCGGCUUAUGUCUUGAACGAGAAUAGGGUAAUUCUGCAGCUGGUGCCGCCGUUACCCCCAAAGAAGGGAGGCAAGAAAAAUGGAUACGAUUAUAUUUAUAACUCUCGGUGUAAGAACAUCGAUAUGUUUCCAUCUGAAACUUUGCUCAGAACUGAUCCGGGUUUCGAUGAUGAACUCAUGGAUUAUAUUCGUACUCAGGCGUCCUUUGCUUGCAUCACAGUUUUUGUUAUGUGCUUGGGGACCGUCUUCACCUUCUACACCUUCAUGAACCCUCGCUAUAUGUUCAAACGUCUAGCUGGAGGCAUCCAUUUGGUAUCCGCUUCCACGUGUCUAGUUGUCAUUCAAGUCUUGAUGUCCUCGGUGGAUUACACGAGGAAGCAUCUCUUCUACGCCUACCCAGAGGGCGCUGAACUAACAUAUGGCUUUGGAGUGUGGUUCGCCUGGUUUACCUUUAUAACAAAUGUAGUUUGUGGCUUAUUGUUUAUGUGGUAUUCGGGCAAGAAGAAGGGCAGUAAGGCACCAACCGACGAACUUGCUAUGGCCGAUGAAGCUACAAUUAUGGGAAGAUGAGAAGUCC
Molecule: messenger RNA, 1855 nt
Organism: Eupeodes corollae
Lineage: Eukaryota; Metazoa; Arthropoda; Insecta; Diptera; Syrphidae
Exons: 6
Coding region: 529-1848 (439 amino acids)
Cellular component (GO): plasma membrane
Source: RefSeq, a predicted model, not a curated record